Colletotrichum scovillei is the source of this 1657-nucleotide messenger RNA. RefSeq lists its product as uncharacterized. The coding region runs from base 216 to 1412 and encodes 398 amino acids. NCBI's taxonomy places the organism in Eukaryota, Fungi, Ascomycota, Sordariomycetes, Glomerellales, Glomerellaceae. Gene Ontology annotation, biological process: protein import into peroxisome matrix, docking. Gene Ontology annotation, molecular function: signaling receptor binding. Gene Ontology annotation, cellular component: peroxisomal importomer complex; peroxisomal membrane. The record is from RefSeq and is a predicted model, not a curated record. The transcript is spliced from 2 exons.
ACCCCCGUAAAGAACGUCCAGCCUCUUCCGUUUCCCGCUUCCCCAGCCGAGGCAUGUGGUCAUAGGUGCCGAACCGCCGACCCCAUCAACAACCCGCCCUCCGGACCAGCGCCCGGCUCAUUCGUGAUUCAACAUUGCGCCAACAUCGACAGCUCUCACAGACACACCGUUGCAAACUUUCUACUGCAACAGGGCGCAAUCUCUUUUCUCUAACCAUGAGCGACUCCGACGACAGCGGCAGCACACCCGGUAUUCCGUCGUGGCAGCGCGGCCAAAAGAAAGAACCCGAACUCGAGCCGGAGACCACCACCUCGCAGGAUGCGAAGCAGGACGAUGUCUCCUCCCGCGAAAACAGCCUCGAAGUCGCCCGCAAGUUCCUGCAGGAUGGCGAGAUCAAGGACGCGCCGAGGGAAGCAAAAGAGUCGUUUCUCAGGACCAAAGGCAUCUCGCCAGAGGAUAUAGAGCACUUGUUAGGUAGCUCGGCAUCUGAGCCGGCGCAAGAGACCACUCAAACAGGACAGUCACCGCCAAGCUCGAGUCAAGUAACAACAUCAUCACCAACACCAGCAAACACAACACCAUCACAGACAUCCUCGACGCCCUCACCCUCGCCAUCACCACCGCAAAACGAAAUCUCCUUCCCCCGCCAAACAGACCAACCUCCCGUGAUAACAUACCCCGAAUUCCUCACAAAACCGACCCGCCCCCCGCCACUCGUCACCGCAAACGGCAUCCUCAACACCCUCUACGCCUUCGCCGGCAUCUCCACCCUCCUCUACGGCACGAGCAAGUACCUCGUCCAGCCCAUGGUCGAGAACCUCACCGAAGCCCGCUACGAUCUCCACGAGACAACCUCCCAGAACCUCGCAAAAAUAAUCGAGAAGCUCGAGGGCACCGUUUCCGAAAUCCCCGCCCCCAAGAAAUCUGCCGCGGCAGCAGGGGCAGCAGACGGCGCAAACAAGGACGCAGCAGACGACGAUGCGAGCAGCGCCGACGACCCGACCGAAAUGUUCCACCGCGACAUCGGCACGCAGACCUCGAUCCCUUCCACGCCCUCCUUGACAACCUGGGGAGAGAACAAGAACAGCGACAGCGACAAGGAAAAGUCCGCGACGGACAGACAGGCCGACAAGCUGACGUGGUUCAAGAACCAGGCCGCCUGGCUCAAGACCACGGUCGUCGCCGACGCCGACGACGCGGCGGACCUCAAGUCCAAGAUAGACGUGCUCAAGGACGACCUCGUGCAGCUGGCGUACCCGAGCCCGUCCGACUAUGCCGGAAGCAGCUACUCGCUGUACGGCGGCCCGCGCAAGAACGAGCCCGAGGACGAGAUCAAGAAGGCGAGGGAUAAUAUUCGGAGGGUCAAGGGGGUGUUGCUCAGCACGAGGAACUUCCCUGCUUCCGCGAGAUGAUUCAUUCUCUUGCCUUGGUGGAUCAAUGGAUCUUGUUUGUUGAAGAUGCGUUUGGGACACUGGGCCGGGGGGUUUAUUUAUGAGGAUGUGGAAAUCUGUAUCAUAUCAGUGAAAGGCUUAUAAUGGAACUGAGCGACUUUGUCUACUAUUGCUGAACAUGUUUGGCGCUGGAAAGUGGUCAAUAUGGCGGGCGGUGUAUGCUCUCAACACGCCUAUACCUGAAGGAAGCGAAAACAGCUUCACAU